This is a messenger RNA of Haliotis rubra (blacklip abalone), 1233 nucleotides long. Its product is annotated as BTB/POZ domain-containing protein 6-like. Gene Ontology annotation, molecular function: protein binding. The record is from RefSeq and is a predicted model, not a curated record. Gene Ontology annotation, biological process: neurogenesis. Gene Ontology annotation, cellular component: cytosol. Lineage: Eukaryota; Metazoa; Mollusca; Gastropoda; Lepetellida; Haliotidae.
GACCUAAUUGAGAGGUCAUCGGUUAUCCAAUCAAAUCGUUUUUAUCUCAGGUCAAGUCGUUACGACACAGGUCAACGCGAUACGACACUCGUGUGACGUACGAGAUUAGUAUGCAACUACCGAUACGUUGACCAAGUGGGUAAUAAAUUGUCAUACCACGCUGUGUUGUCACGUGACAUGUUCAUAUUCAGUGGCGAGACAUCCAACCAGCCGAGUAAGACAGCAUUCAGGAACACUAUGGCCUCUGUGGAAGUAAGUGGAGACAACUCCGGAUUUGUUGACAACUGGCAAAGUGGGAAGACCUUGGCGGAGUGUAAUCUCCACAUGUUGACCUCUGAGGAUUCUUGUGACGUCACCUUCCGGGUUGGGAAAGAAGGGAUGCCAGUCCGAGCUCACCGAUAUGUUCUGAUGAGUCGGAGUUGUGUGUUCUACGCCAUGUUGUGUGGCCCCCUGGCGGAGAAAGAGGACAUCAAGAUCCCCGAUGUGGAGGAGGAACUAUUCUCUGAAAUGUUGAGGUACCUGUACACAGACAAGACAACCCUGACUGCUGAGAAUGUGACAGGUCUGUUGUACCUGGCCAAGAAGUACUCCGUGGGGGGUCUUGAGCGUCUGUGUGUGGUUUACCUGGAAUCGUCCCUGACGGCAGAGAACGCCUGUGUCAUCUUGGAACAAGCCCACGUCUUUGAUGAGGAGAAGCUCUUUGACAGGGCUCUGGAGCUUGUUGUCAAACAUGGUGCUACCACUGUUAAAAGCUCUGGCUUCACAUCACUUUGUGCUUCUUGUUUUCAUAAAGUUGUAAGUGCAGAUUAUUUCUUAACAAAUGAUGAAACUAGUUUCAGUGCUGCCCUCUCGUGGGCCGAGUCAGAGUGUAAACGCCAAGAGGAGUCAAGUCCGGAAAACAAACGCCUAGUUCUGGGAGAAGCAGUGUAUAAUAUUGCCUUCACCUCCAUGGACACGAAGAUGUUUGCAAAAACAGUUGUACCGUCAGGGAUAUUAUCAAGUGAUGAAAGUAACAAACUUUUGUGCUACCUGAUCUUAAAUGAUACUGAUGUGGCUCCUUUCAAAAUGAAGCCAGAGCUUCACAUGGGGGUCAAUCUGUAUGCAAGUCAAAUUCAAUCCGGAACCAGUCAACAGGAUUCUAGCAUCAUCAUCACAUGCAGCAAGGACGUGCGUAUGACUGGUGUCUGGGCAUAUGGUGACGGCAGCUGCAAAUAUACCAAGAGAGUCAAAUAA